This is a messenger RNA of Paracoccidioides lutzii Pb01, 408 nucleotides long. RefSeq lists its product as hypothetical. The record is from RefSeq and is a predicted model, not a curated record. The transcript is spliced from 2 exons. The coding region runs from base 1 to 408 and encodes 135 amino acids.
AUGGGAAUGCUGAUCGACCUAGAUCUUGCCAAAGAGCUUAGCAGCGGCCGCAGUGGUGCGCGCUGUCGUACCGGCACAAUGGAGUUCAUGGCGAUUGAGGUGCUACUUGGGGUCUCUCACACCUAUCGGCAUGAUCUCGAGUCAUUGUUUUACGUCUUUAUUUCUAUCGGGAGAUCGCUAGCGCUAAAACGAGGACAUAUGCAUGUGGAUGGAUUUGAGGAUAUCCUGGAAGAAUUUCCGCAAUCUUUCGAAUGUGUCAAACCGCUCUGCAAGGAAUUGAGGGGAAUCUUGUUUCCCUGCAGGAACGGCCUCUUCACGGGGACACCCAAAGACCCGGAGGUUCUGUAUGGACCAAUAAUCCAAGCAUUUGACAAGGCUAUUAAUGAUAUUAAGCCUACGGAGUCAUAG